Messenger RNA from Wickerhamiella sorbophila, 1257 nucleotides. Its product is annotated as Histone acetyltransferase ESA1. Gene Ontology annotation, molecular function: histone acetyltransferase activity. Gene Ontology annotation, biological process: regulation of DNA-templated transcription. Bases 1 to 1257 code for a protein of 418 amino acids. The record is from RefSeq and is a predicted model, not a curated record. NCBI's taxonomy places the organism in Eukaryota, Fungi, Ascomycota, Dipodascomycetes, Dipodascales, Trichomonascaceae. The transcript has a single exon.
AUGACAAACAAACUUAUUGGCGCCAAGGUGUUUGUGCGGCGUGAUGAGGGCACAGAACACAAAGCGGAGCUGCUGUUGGAGCGGUUGAGAAAGGGCAAGGUUGAGUUUUAUGUUCAUUACGAGGGCUGGAACAAACGCUUGGACGAAUGGAUAGAUGAGACGCGCUUGAACUUGAACCGGCCCGUUGAGUUCCCUAAGAAAAAGGAACCCGAGAAGGAUUCCAAGGACAAGAAAAGGAAGACGCCUGGAGGAAGUCAAAGUGCCACCGCAACGCCGGCUCCUGAAGCGGAAAGUACAGAUGUUACUGACGUUGGUGAAGCUGAGCCGCAAUUCGACCCCAAGCAGGAGAUCGAACGGCUUAGGACAUCCGGGUCAAUGGUUCAAAACCACUCAGAGGUGGCCCGUGUGCGAAACAUCAACAAAGUUGUUUUUGGCGGCUACGAAAUUGAGCCGUGGUAUUUCAGUCCGUACCCGCAAGAGUUGAGCGAGGAAGAUGAGAUUUACAUUUGCGAGUUUUCGUUGCAGUAUUUCGGUUCCAAGUUCCGAUUCGAACGGUUCAGACAAAAGUACACACUACGCCAUCCGCCCGGCAAUGAGAUUUAUCGUGACGAAAAGUUCUCGUUUUACGAAAUCGACGGCAGACUGCAACGCACAUGGUGUCGUAACCUGUGCUUGCUUUCAAAACUGUUCCUGGACCACAAGACACUGUACUACGAUGUCGACCCGUUUUUGUUUUACUGCAUGUGCACCAGGGAUGAGUACGGCCACCACCUGGUGGGCUACUUUAGUAAAGAGAAAGAGUGCGCGGAGGGAUACAAUGUUGCAUGUAUUCUGAGCUUGCCCCCAUACCAGCGAUUUGGCUACGGCAAAGUUCUGAUUGAUUUCAGCUAUAACUUGUCCAAGAUCGAGGGCAAGCUCGGGUCUCCUGAAAAGCCCCUGAGUGACCUGGGUCUCAUUAGUUACCGGUCGUAUUGGUCGGACAUUUUGAUUGAGCUGCUUGUAGAGGGAGGCAAGCCGGACACCACCAUUGAAGAACUCAGCGCCCAAACAGCCUUCACCAGCGCCGACAUUAUGCACACUUUACAGGCCCACAGCAUGAUACGGUAUUACCGUGGCCAGCAUGUGAUCUGCUUGACGAGCGCGGCCAUUGAGCGCUACGAGAAGAAAAAGGCCAAAAAAGCCCACCGCAUCGACCCGACAAAACUCAAGUGGAAGCCUCCCGUCUUCACUCCGGCCCAGCUGCGGUUCGCUUGGUAA